GAAGCGGAAAAAAGGCCCCGACGCAGAAACAGCAUCCGCAAACGUGCCCCCGUCUAUCCACUCCCCUCCUCCCCUUCCCUUCCCUUUGUGGAGGCCAGGCCAAGCCUCCCCUCCCCUCCCCGCUCCUCCUACGCAGCGCCGCGGCGGCGGCGGUAGAAGGCGGCGGAGCUCUCCACCCUCCCCUCCGCCGCGGCGGCGGCCGUGUUCCUCUGCGGUGGAGAGGCCCCCCCUGGUCGUUUCUCCGCGCCGGCUCGGCAUCUCUCCGGAGGAGGAGGAGGAGGAGGAGGGAGGAGUAAGGUGUGGGGAUGGAGAUCGACCGGGCGGUGCGGGGGAGCAGCGACCGCCGCCUGCGGACCAAGUACGACAACGCCGUCUACGUCGUGCAGCGAGCCUUCGCGCUCUACCCGUUUGAGGAAGUUGCCUUCAGCUUUAAUGGUGGGAAGGAUUCAACAGUUCUGUUGCAUUUACUUCGGGCUGGCUACUACCUCCACAAAUCAAGCUCUGAUGGUGAAGUCGAAAUGAAUACUAUCCAAAACUGUCCUGUGCGCACCAUCUAUUUUGAGAGCCCUUGUGCUUUCCCUGAAAUCAACUCAUUCACUUAUGAAACUGUCUCAACUUAUGGUUUGCCACUGGAAACUAUCCGCUCGGAUUUUAAGUCUGGCCUAGAAGGCCUAUUGAAAGAGAGGCCUACUAAAGCAAUUUUUAUUGGUACUAGAAUUGGCGAUCCAAAUGCAGUUGGUCAAGAGCAGUUCUCGCCUAGUUCACCUGGCUGGCCUCCUUUCAUGAGGGUCAAUCCUAUAUUGGACUGGUCAUACAGGGAUGUUUGGUCUUUCCUGUUGACCUGUAAGGUGAAAUACUGCAGCCUCUAUGAUCAAGGGUAUACUUCCAUUGGAAGCAUAUAUGAUACUGUUCCCAAUGCGCUUCUUUGUGAUUCAACAACUGGGAAAAGUUUUAGGCCAGCAUACAUGUUAUCAGACGGAAGGCUUGAAAGAGCUGGCAGAACAAAGAAGAAUAUUAGUUCUGUUUCAAGCAAUGGUACAAACAGUACUGAGGUGGAACAGACGAUCUCACGCUCAGCGUCGAUCAUUGUAGUUGGUGAUGAAAUAUUGUUCGGCACAGUUGAGGAUAAGCUAGGUGCAGGCUUGUGCAAGAAGCUUCAUGCAAUUGGCUGGCGAGUUUCUCAUGUAGCAGUUGUUUCCAAUGAAAUUGAUUCUGUUGCUGAAGAAGUUGAACGUUGCAAAUCUACAGAUGACAUGGUGUUUCUUGUUGGAGGACUUGGGCCUUUACAUUCAGACAUUUCGCUGGCUGGCGUUGCAAAAGCAUUUGGAGUUCGUCUGGCUCCUGAUGAAGAGUUUGAAGAAUACCUUAGUCAACUGAUAGGAGACAAUUACACUGGUGAUCGAAAUGAGAUGGCUUUGUUGCCAGAAGGUAUUACGGAAUUAUUGCAUCACAAAAUGCUACCGUUGCCAUUGAUCAAAUGCAAAAAUGUGGUCAUUCUCGCUGCAACUAAUGUGGAUGAGCUUGAAACGGAGUGGGGUUGUCUUCUAGACACACAAGAGAGCGGUUUAGUGAUGGCUAAAUCUUUUGUGUCAAAGCAUCUCUGCACGUCGCUAUUAGAUGUUAAAAUUGCCCCAGUGGUUGCAAAACUAUGCAUAGAUUUUUCUGAUGUAUACAUAGGUUGUUAUCGGAUCUCAAGAUCUGGGCCUUUGGUUGUGAGUUUUAUUGGGAAGGACAAUCAGAGGGUAGAAGCAGCUGCCGAGAAGCUGACGAAUAGCUUUGAAGGGCAAUUCUCCCAAGUUGACAGUUGCAAAUAAGCUUUCUGAGUACACACUUCGAUAGUCUUCCCGUGUUCUUCCUGCUGGAAGUUCUGAAAUUGUGCAGGGCUAAUGACGCGAUACGGUGCUCGGAUGGCUUGAUCCAAUGGCCGGAAUCUGGACUCUGGAGCUCCACAUAUUAUUUAGGAAAGGAAACAUAGAAAUUUUGUCCUAGAAAUUUAGAAGUGAAUUACUGAAUCAACAGCAGAGGUGCUCUAGCAUGAAGCUGAUAUAGAAUGGCGGCUUUCCACGCCCGAUAUUUUGACCGGGCUAAGGGCUCGUAAUAUUCUUUUGGAAUUAAACUCAAAUUAGAUUAUAAUUUAUAGCCUCCAGUCCUCCAUAGUUCAAUAAUUUAAUCAUGGUUUUUUUUUUA
Molecule: messenger RNA, 2187 nt
Organism: Oryza sativa Japonica Group (Japanese rice)
Lineage: Eukaryota; Viridiplantae; Streptophyta; Magnoliopsida; Poales; Poaceae
Biological process (GO): FAD biosynthetic process
Molecular function (GO): FMN adenylyltransferase activity
Source: RefSeq, a predicted model, not a curated record